Diabrotica balteata is the source of this 2175-nucleotide messenger RNA. The record is from the annotation of a GenBank genome assembly. Lineage: Eukaryota; Metazoa; Arthropoda; Insecta; Coleoptera; Chrysomelidae.
GGGUGAUUGGUGACAAAAUAUACAUAUUUAUUUCUCUUUAAAAACCAGUCAUAGAAAAUCCGUAACGUAGGAAAGUUGUGCUAACCAAUAAGUGUAACGGUGAAUCCCUAUUCACGGUGUUUUGAAUUUUCUUCUGGCGUUGAAUUCCUAUUUCAUUUCUGAAGGGGCAAUCAGCUGUUAAGAGAAAACAUUUUCUAAAUUUACAUUUCCUUUUUCGGGUAAUGUAACCACAUUACCUUUGUAGUGAUUUUUAUUGAACGUCUUCAUAGAUAGUAAAUCUGGCGACUGAAAUUAGAUACCGGAUUGGAAUGAGACUGAUCUUAAAAAAAUUCAUCAUUCAUACUUCUUCAGAUCAUUUUUCAGAGGACUUGAGGAGAGCCGUGAUUUAGCUUAUGGGUAUGUUCUAAUUUUUCCAUUUUCUUUUCAAAAUUGUAUUCCAUACCGCUUUGGGGUUUUUGUUUAUAUUCUGUGCCAUAAAAGCUUUUGUUCAACCAGGAAAUACAGAUAUUACUCAGUUUAAAAUUCGAACAAAGAUUUGAUUGAAAACCAUGUCUUCAAGGACCCAGUACAACGAGAAACAGACGGAAGAAUGCAAUGGUGCCCAGGCGCCCAAGUCGAAGCUGCUGAGGCAGUUCGGACCUUUGUUGGUGGCCAUGGUCGGAUUGCCGGGAAGAGGAAAGAGUUUGUUGGCCAGGAGAUUGUCCAGAUAUCUUAAUUUUACCGGUGACAACACUAAAGUAUAUGACAUCAGCGAAUACCGUCGCAAACACAUCAAACAAUAUGGUUCCCAUGAAAUGUUCCGCGCAGAUAACUUGCCCGCUUGGAAAAUUCGCCAACAGAGUUUCCGUGAAGCCUUGGAAGACGCUGCAGCUUGGCUACACAGUUCGAAUAGCAGCGUUGCCAUUUUAGACGGACCGAACGUCUCCAGAGGACAGAGACAAGAAAUUUACGAUCUCAUCUACACUCAAAUGGGCUUCAGAGUCAUGUUCAUAGAGUGCGUCUGCGAAGAUCCUGUUCUGCUGGAAAGAAACUUUAAGGAGAUCUUACAAUACAGCGCCGAUUACCACGACAUGGCCACCGAACAGGCACUGAAGGAUUUAACACACAAGAUGGCUCAUUACCAAGCGCAGUACAAAUCUCCAACUCUUGGAAGUAGGUGGGAACUUCCAUGUCCAAUGGUCAAAAUUUUGGAUGGAGGAGACGGUGGUAUAAUUGCUCAUGGCAUCAACGGACAAAAGGAGAGCAAGAUUCUUGCUUACAUCUCCACACCGAAGCAGAUUCAACAGACUCUUUAUUUCAGUCGUCACGGAGAAAGUGAAUACAACGUCAUCGGAAAGAUCGGCGGAAAUGCAAGGCUCUCUCCCAGAGGAAGGAUGUACGCCAAAGCACUAACGAAACAUGUGCGCGCACUUAAUUUACCCAGCCUCCAAGUUUGGACCUCCACUCUUCAAAGAACAAAGGAAACUGCUGCCAGUAUUCAAGCCCCGCAACAGCAUUUGUCCGAAUUAGAUGAAAUUUGGUCGGGCGAAUGCGAAAGUCUCUCAUACGAAGAACUUCAAGAGCACUUCCCCAAAGAAUUAGCCCUACGUGACCGCGAAAAGCUAAAGUACCGUUACCCUCAAGGCGAAUCCUACAUCGACGUCAUGACUCGCCUGAUGCCAGUACUUACACAACUCGAGUGCGAAACCAACGUACUAACCGUAUCCCACCAGGCUGUUCUUCGCUGCGUGCUUGGCUAUUUCUUGGAAACGCCCCCCGAAGAAAUCCCCUACAUCCACGUUCCCCUCCACACUAUUAUCAAGCUUACCCUUAAGGGCCACAGUUACAACAUGGAAACAAUCAAGAUGCCCAUCGAAUGCGUCGAUACCAACAGAGCUAAGCCUCUCAACUGCUCCGAAGAUAGAACCGCUGAAGAUGCUCUGCUCACGUUGCCCAAACACUACGACUCUUUGUCAAGUUUAAGCAACAUGAUGCCCUGUACUUAGCUUACUUUUGGGAAGUGCUCUUUUAUUUAGAGGCUGACGGUAAUGCUAUGGUUUUUGGAUGUCGUUUUAGAUAAGUGACGAGGAUACAAUUUUGCGGUGUUGAUUUUGUGUUAAAUAUACUUCGAUUUUUAUUUUGUACGAGAUUAGUCCUAAAAGUACCUGACCCAACAAAACAAAAAGAGAAAAAUGU